Molecule: messenger RNA, 1475 nt
Organism: Megalops cyprinoides (Indo-Pacific tarpon)
Lineage: Eukaryota; Metazoa; Chordata; Actinopteri; Elopiformes; Megalopidae
Product: mitochondrial import receptor subunit TOM40 homolog
Exons: 10
Coding region: 218-1255 (345 amino acids)
Biological process (GO): protein import into mitochondrial matrix
Cellular component (GO): mitochondrial outer membrane; mitochondrial outer membrane translocase complex
Molecular function (GO): transmembrane protein transporter activity
Source: RefSeq, a predicted model, not a curated record
GAGAAGGACUGUUGUAUCAUUGCAGCAAGCUAACCAGCAAAAUUGCUGUAUCGUAUUGCUGUCACACACUAAUAGCGUUAGCUAGCUGACUUAGCUACAAGAGAAUCCGUAAGGCAGCAGAACCCUCCCAGUCUAACCGUCAAUACCCAUCACCUCACAGCUACCCUUCUCUCUCUCUCUUCCCCCUCCCUCUCUCUUUCUCUUUCUCUCCCUCAGCAUGGGCAGUGUGUUGGCUGCCAGCUCACCCAACCCUCCCCCUGCAUCGGGCGGCAGUAGUCCGGGGGGAGCGGGGUUGGUGUCGGUACCCCCGGGGUUCACCAUGCCCCCGGUCUCUUCCAUCCCGUCCUCCACCACCGGUGCUAACGGUUCGGGUCAGCAGGGGGAGACGGAGAGCCCCCUUCCCAACCCCGGCACUUUUGAGGAGUGCCACCGGAAGUGCAAAGAGGUCUUCCCCAUGCAGAUGGAAGGGGUGAGGCUGGUGGUCAACAAAGGCCUGAGCAACCACUUCCAGGUAAAUCACACUGUGGCCCUCAGCACUCUGGGAGACUCCACCUACAGGUUUGGUGCCACCUACGUGGGCUCCAAACAGACUGGACCAGCUGAGUCGUUCCCGGUCCUGGUGGGGGACAUGGACAAUAGUGGUAGCCUGAACGCCCAGGUCAUUCACCAGCUCACCGAACGAGUGCGCUCCAAGAUAGCCUUCCAGACUCAGCAGCAGAAGUUUGUGAACUGGCAGUGUGACGCUGAAUUCCGGGGAGAGGACUUCACUGCCGCCUUAACCCUCGGCAACCCAGACGUCCUUGUCGGCUCUGGUAUAGUGGUGGCACACUACCUCCAGUCCAUCACCCCUUCUCUGGCCCUCGGGGGGGAGCUGGUGUACCACCGCAGGCCUGGGGAAGAGGGCGCCGUCAUGUCCCUGGCGGGCAGGUACACAGGCAGUAAUUACAUCGCCACACUGACUCUGGGAGGAGCAGGGGCCCAUGCUUCCUACUACCACAAAGCCAACGACCAGCUGCAGGUCGGGGUGGAGUUUGAGGCCAGCACUAGGAUGCAGGACACCAGCGUCUCCUUUGGCUACCAGCUGGACGUCCCCAAGGCCAACCUGCUCUUCAAAGGCUCCCUGGACAGUAACUGGGUGGUGGGGGCAACACUGGAGAAGAAACUGAUUCCUCUGCCCCUCUCCCUGGCCCUGUGCGCCUUCCUCAACCACCGCAAGAACAAGUUCCAGUGCGGCUUCGGCGUCACCAUCGGAUAGACGCCCAAGCCGCCGAGACUGACUGACGCUGAAACUGACACCCUGAAAGACUGACGGACGGACAUGCAGCAGGUGUGACAGACAAACGGAAGCUGUAACAUAGAGACCAACGUAACAUACUGUACAGAAGGUGGAGGAACACAUCGACACACAGACACGGUCCUUAGGAAACUAUCAAAUUGCAGCGCUUUUUUUUUUUUUUUUUUUUCGUUUGGCUUUU